Molecule: messenger RNA, 330 nt
Organism: Iphiclides podalirius (scarce swallowtail)
Lineage: Eukaryota; Metazoa; Arthropoda; Insecta; Lepidoptera; Papilionidae
Source: the annotation of a GenBank genome assembly
AUGGAACGUUAUAAAAUCGAAAACGAAAACAACCAUCGAUUCAUCGAGAGCGGACUCACCCUGACAUCGGAGGGCGCGAGCAGUGCGCAAGGGCCUAGCAGUCCUACACUCUCCCAGCAAGUCAUUUUCGCUGCGGGCGCUCGCGUCCACCGUCCGUCGCCUACUCCCGACGAGUCCGCUAUCGCAUCGCGAUGCACCGGCACCGGCCGGGGUUACGUAAGCCGUGUCGCGAUACGAUUCCGCACAUCGGGCACAAAGCGACCGGUCAAAGCAAGCGUGAGGCGCCAAGCGAUCCGAAAGCGGCUUAACCGAACGUCAAAAUUACGAGGC